AUGGCUGACUACAUGCUCAGUUCGCGCCAUGGUUGUCAUAUCACGUGGAGUACGGUAUCAUCGCUUGUACCGAGCUUAAAUGCUGCCAUUCCAUCGCAAGAUAACGUCAACAACGGGGCAAUCGCCGUGACCAAUGCGGAACCUGUUGACUUCGCAAAACAAGCUGGCGCCGACGUUAGGUAG
This is a messenger RNA of Plenodomus lingam JN3, 183 nucleotides long. The record is from RefSeq and is a predicted model, not a curated record. Lineage: Eukaryota; Fungi; Ascomycota; Dothideomycetes; Pleosporales; Leptosphaeriaceae.